This is a messenger RNA of Ilyonectria robusta, 2289 nucleotides long. RefSeq names its product FAD dependent oxidoreductase-domain-containing protein. Lineage: Eukaryota; Fungi; Ascomycota; Sordariomycetes; Hypocreales; Nectriaceae. Bases 1 to 2289 code for a protein of 762 amino acids. The record is from RefSeq and is a predicted model, not a curated record. The transcript has 3 exons.
AUGGCCCCCGCUCGCAUCGUCCAUGACCCCGUCCUCCGCCGCGAACCCGCCGCGUCGUCUCGCCAGUAUGAAGAUCGCCACGUACAGGCCGACUUGUGCGUCUGUGGCGGCGGUCUAUCCGGAACCAUCGCCGCCAUCACAGCCGCUCGCCAAGGCCUCUCGGUGAUCUUGAUCCAAGACAGGCCAGUACUGGGAGGAAAUGCGUCCAGUGAAGUCCGCUUGUGGAUCUUGGGCGCGACGUCACACAUGUUCAAUAACAAUCGAUAUGCGCGAGAGGGCGGGUUGCUUGACGAGAUCCUGCUCGAGAACUUGCAUCGCAACCCUGAAGGAAACCCCGUUCUUCUUGAUACAGUCCUUCUCGACAAGGUCCGCAGCGAGCCCGGCAUUAAGCUGUAUCUGAACACGGCGUUGGUCGCAUGUGACAAGGCCGACGACCGGAUCGACACCAUCAAGGCAUUCUCAUCCCAGACGUCGUUGAUGUUCACGGUAAAGGCACCUCAAUACAUCGACUGUACAGGCGAUGGCGCGUUGUCAUUCUUAGCCGGGGCCCCCUUCCGCGUGGGCGCAGAGCAGCGCGACGAAUUCGGCGAGAAGUUUGCCCCGUCCUCCGAGUACGGCCACUUGCUCGGGCAUUCCAUCUACUUCUACUCCAAGGAUGCCGGGCGGCCCACCAAAUUCGUUGCUCCGUCUUACGCCCUAAAGGAUGUCGAGUCCGAAAUCCCAAGAUUCAAGAGCUUCAGCACCAAAGAGAUGGGAUGCCGGCUCUGGUGGAUCGAGUACGGUGGGAGAUUGGACACCGUGCAUGACACUGAGGAAAUCAAAUGGGAGCUCUGGAAGGUCGUGUACGGCGUCUGGGACUACUUUAAAAACUCGGGGCGCUUUCCGGAGGCCGAAAACCUCACUCUUGAGUGGGUAGGGACAAUUCCAGGCAAGCGAGAAAGCCGGCGGUUCAUCGGUCCAACUAUCAUGAAACAACAUGAUAUUGUGGAACAACGCUUCCACUCCGAUGCCGUCUCCUUUGGAGGCUGGUCGCUUGAUUUACAUCCUGCUGAUGGAGUCUUUUCUGAAGUUGACGGCUGUGUCUACCAGAUUCCCUUCUCCUCAAUGGUCUGUUCCGAGAUCCCGAACUUAAUGUACGGAGGUCGUACCAUCUCCGCGAGCCAUGUGGCUUUUGCCUCGACUCGAGUCAUGGCGACGUGUGGUGCCAAUUCCAAUGCCCUGGGUGUCGCUGCAUCCCUAUGCAAGAAGUUAUCCGUCGAUCCCAUUCAACUCUUGGCCAAAGAUAAUAUGAAGAAUCUUCAGCUUGAGCUUAUGAGAUUUGGCCAGUUUAUUCCGGGAUAUAAACUAACCGACCCUGAAGACCUCGUGCGUCAGGCCAGCUCUAUUCAAGGCUCGUCUACAUUUGAGCUUUCCACGCUCCCAGCAGAUGGACCCGCAAAGGUUCUGGUCCGAAGCUUGGCACAGAUGCUGCCGUUACCCGCGGGGCCUGUGCCGAAGUUCUCUGUGACGGUCCUCGCAGUGGAAGACACGACUCUUGAAGUCCAGCUUCGCGGCUCGCAGAAGCCCUACAAUUACACCCCGGAGGUUAUCCUCGCAGAGAAGCAAUUUGAUCUAAAAGCGGGAUCAAAUCAGAUCUCUAUCGAGCUGGAUGUCUCGAACCCGCAGGCGCAAUAUGUAUUCCUCUGCUUUAUGCAGAAUGACUUGGUGGCUAUCUCGACUACUCUAAAGCGUGUCUCGGCGCUUAUGACUGUCGAACACGAGUGUGAUCAACACAUGGAUGAAGACGUCGGGGUGGAUUUGUUCGAGCGGUGGACACCAGUCCGCAGGCCCAUGGGUCACAACCUCGCGUUGACAGUCGAGCCUCCACUACAAGCCUGGUCGGCUGAGAAUAUCCGGAAUGGAGUGCCGCGUCCAACGAAGCGAACCAACUGCUGGGUACCAGCAGAUCAAGGCGAUAAAGCGAUACUAACAGUCUCUUGGGAUUCGCCUGUCAAAUUGAGCAAGGUUGUGGUGCACUUCGAUACAGACUACGACCAUGCUCUAGAGUCAGUCCAACGUGGCCAUCCGGAGCGAAAUAUCCCUUUCUGCGUGAAAAAGUGGCGAAUCGUUGACCUCUCGCACCAGGGCGCAGAGACGGAGCUCUUCUUGGAGGACAACAACUACCUGUCGCGACGCGAAGCGCUCUUGGAAUCUGAUGUCUUCGUUAGUAAGAUCGGGGUCGAGAUUCUGGAGCUGAAUGGAGGAGAGCAUGUACUCGGAGGUAUCUUUGAGGUUCGUGCAUAUGAAUAA